Molecule: messenger RNA, 402 nt
Organism: Cooperia oncophora
Lineage: Eukaryota; Metazoa; Nematoda; Chromadorea; Rhabditida; Trichostrongylidae
Source: the annotation of a GenBank genome assembly
AUGUCGGGAGCCUUGAAGAGAGUGUCGGCGACUGCUGUCAACUGGGCCAAAUUAGGGGAAAAGUUGAUUCCGGAGCAUGCCACUGAACUGUCACGCCUGAAGGGUGCCAGCCAUACAUUUUCGGCAGCAGUUAGUCAGCUCCCCGCUGAUCUACCACAAGUUGACUUCGAGGCUUUGAAAAAAGCCAUGCCCGCCCACUCCGCUAUCUUGGAUUCUCUUCAGAAACAGUUUGAUGCAAUCAAGAUUCCUUAUGGGGAGAUUCCAAAGCAAUACUUACAGGAAGUCGAUCACUGGGUUGAAUACAACAAUGAGCGCAUAAAGCUCCAUGACAUGAAAGUUGCCGAUGGAUUGGAGCAAGCCAAGAAGGUUCUGAAACGUGCUGACAAAGUCGAUGACCACUAG